This is a messenger RNA of Wallemia mellicola CBS 633.66, 679 nucleotides long. RefSeq names its product IGPD-domain-containing protein. The record is from RefSeq and is a predicted model, not a curated record. Gene Ontology annotation, molecular function: imidazoleglycerol-phosphate dehydratase activity. Gene Ontology annotation, biological process: L-histidine biosynthetic process. The transcript has 2 exons. Lineage: Eukaryota; Fungi; Basidiomycota; Wallemiomycetes; Wallemiales; Wallemiaceae. Bases 15 to 623 code for a protein of 202 amino acids.
GAUAGCUAUCAAUAAUGGUCAGAUCAGCCCAAGUAGAGAGAAAUACCGGAGAAACACAAAUAAAAGUUAAUUUAACAAUUGACGCCGUAUUUAAUAAACAAAAGCAAGUGAUUGAUGUACACACAGGUAUUGGAUUCUUAGAUCACAUGUAUAGUGCACUCGCAAAACAUGGUGGAAUGUCCUUAGAAAUGCACUGUAAGGGUGAUUUAUGGAUAGAUGAUCAUCAUACCGCAGAAGAUUCAGCAUUAGCGUUGGGUACAGCAUUUAAGCAAGCAUUAGGUGAUAUUAAAGGUAUAAAAAGAUACGGAUCUGCAUAUGCACCAUUAGAUGAAGCACUCUCUAGAGCAGUUUUAGAUAUUUCAGGUAGAUCAUACUGUGUAGCAGAAUUAGAUCUCAAGAGGGAAAAGAUUGGCGACUUGAGUUGUGAAAUGAUUCCUCACAUUUUCCACUCGUUCGCAGACACAGCAGCUAUUACACUCCACGUUGAUUGUUUGAGAGGUAACAAUGAUCAUCACAGAUCUGAAUCUGCAUUCAAAGCACUCGCUUUAGCAAUCAAGGAUGCAAUUAGUUAUACAGGCUCAAACGAGAUACCUUCAACUAAGGGUGUUUUGGCUGGUUACUAAAUUUAAUUUGUAUUAUAUGGGUAUAGAUGUAUGUAUCGUAAAAAAAAAGAAUUCGG